AUGCAACGACGCGUGUUUCAGCUUCGCUGGCUGGUACGAGUGGUAGUAGCUACUGUAGCCGCUAUCGUCGUCGGAACGACGCACGCCCAACUCGCUUUUCACAAUGAUCCAUCCCAGAACAGCUUUUCGAUCAAGCUGCCCGCGUUUCAGCAAACAUUCACACGUUACUUUGGCAAUCAACCCCACGGUGCGCUGCUUCAGCAGCAGCAACAGGAGCUAUAUCAACAGCAACGACUUCAACAAAAACCAUACGCAUCAACUCUUCAACAACAAACCAACGCGGGUAAAAUGCCUCUGUACUCGUUCCAAGCACAGUCGCACCAACCGCAGCAGCAAGAAUCUCAACAACAGGGCCUGAACCGGCUUGUUGCACAAUUCCCCAACCAACCGCACUAUUCGGUUCAGGAAAAUUAUAUUAACCCAAAUAUACUAUUGCGAGCUCAGCAGCAGCGGAUCCAACAACAGCAACAGCAGCAGCAGCAGCAACAACAACAACAAUAUCAACCAGAACCUCAAUACCAAGGCUACCCUGUACAACCGUCCGCACCUGCAGCGCAGGAAGCCGGCGGUUAUACGACCACCAAUCAUCAACCACAGUACGAGUAUAUUCAACAGCAACAACAAGCACAGCAGCAACAGCUCAUCCAGCAACAACUACAGGAGCAGAACCAUGGUCUGCAGCGCACGCCUGCACAGCCAGACCAGCAACCCGGAAUGCUAGGAGAUAAGCUCAUUAGCUCUACCUACUCGCCCUCGAACGAGGUGUCGCAGGUACAGUUUAGUAGUGGAAGUCUUAAGUAUAAUUUUUAG
Molecule: messenger RNA, 810 nt
Organism: Anopheles darlingi
Lineage: Eukaryota; Metazoa; Arthropoda; Insecta; Diptera; Culicidae
Product: probable basic-leucine zipper transcription factor Q
Exons: 2
Coding region: 1-810 (269 amino acids)
Source: RefSeq, a predicted model, not a curated record